Molecule: messenger RNA, 2342 nt
Organism: Betta splendens (Siamese fighting fish)
Lineage: Eukaryota; Metazoa; Chordata; Actinopteri; Anabantiformes; Osphronemidae
Gene: pccb
Product: propionyl-CoA carboxylase subunit beta
Exons: 15
Coding region: 122-1801 (559 amino acids)
Cellular component (GO): mitochondrion
Molecular function (GO): propionyl-CoA carboxylase activity
Source: RefSeq, a predicted model, not a curated record
GCCUUCCAAAUCCUUCUUUCUGAUUGGCUCUACGGACUCGCUCCCGCCUCCAUUCACUAUUGGUUCCAAUUCCUGCCUUCCAUUCGUCGGGUGCUGUCAUCCGAGAACACGCGCAGCAAUAAUGGCGGCCUUCAGGGUGGCUCACAGCAGCUGCGGGCUGGUAAAUGGGUUACGGAUAUCUUUCAGGACUUUGUCGCAGGUCAAACAUGGCGCAGUCGCUGCUUCGGCGCUGCAGACGAGCCUGCAACGGGACCGCCGCUGGUACUCGGUCAGCCACCUGUCUGUCAAAGAGAGGAUUGAGAAGAAAAGGAAAGCGGCGCUGGUCGGGGGAGGUCAGAGCAGAAUAGAUGCACAGCACAAACGGGGCAAGCUGACAGCCAGGGAGCGAGUGGAGCUGCUGCUGGACCCCGAGUCCUUCGUGGAGUCCGAUAUGUUUGUGGAGCAUCGCUGCUCUGACUUCGGUAUGGAGCAGGACAGAAAUAAGUUCCCUGGUGACAGUGUGGUGACAGGGCGAGGCAGGAUCAAUGGUCGACUGGUCUACAUAUUCAGUCAGGACUUCACGGUGUUUGGUGGCAGUUUGUCUGGAGCUCACGCACAGAAGAUCUGUAAGAUCAUGGACCAAGCCAUGAUGGUUGGAGCCCCCGUCAUCGGUCUGAAUGAUUCGGGAGGUGCUCGCAUCCAGGAAGGAGUGGAAUCCCUGGCUGGUUAUGCGGAUAUUUUUCUUCGGAACGUCAUGGCUUCGGGCGUUAUCCCUCAGAUCUCCCUCAUCAUGGGUCCCUGUGCGGGAGGGGCUGUCUACUCACCUGCCCUCACAGAUUUCACCUUCAUGGUUAAGGACACAUCAUACCUGUUUAUCACAGGACCUGAUGUUGUGAAGUCUGUUACGAAUGAAGAUGUUACUCAAGAGGAGCUUGGUGGAGCUAAAACCCACACCUCCAUAUCUGGCGUGGCUCACCAUGCAUUUGAGAACGAUGUUGAAGCCCUUCUCAACCUGCGAGAGUUCUUCAACUUCCUCCCACUGAGCAAUCAGGAUCCUGCCCCCAUCAGGGAGUGCCAUGACGCCAGCGAUCGUCUGGUAAUCUCACUGGACACCAUCGUCCCAUUUGAGUCGACCAAAGCCUACGACAUGCUGGACAUCAUUCAUGCAAUAGUGGAUGAGAGAGACUUCUUUGAAAUCAUGCCCAACUACGCAAAGAACAUUGUGGUGGGGUUUGCCCGCAUGAACGGCCGCACCGUGGGGAUUGUGGGUAACCAGCCCAAAGUGGCUUCUGGCUGCUUGGACAUCAACUCCUCGGUGAAGGGAGCUCGCUUUGUACGCUUCUGUGAUGCCUUCAACAUUCCUAUUAUCACCUUUGUGGAUGUGCCAGGCUUCCUGCCAGGAACCGCUCAGGAGUAUGGAGGCAUCAUCAGACAUGGAGCCAAGUUGCUGUUUGCCUUUGCUGAGGCCACGGUCCCAAAAAUCACCAUCAUCACUAGGAAGGCUUACGGAGGAGCUUACGACGUGAUGAGCUCCAAACACUUGAGAGGAGACGUAAACUACGCCUGGCCCACAGCCGAGGUCGCCGUCAUGGGAGCCAAGGGAGCUGUUCAGAUCAUCUUCAGGGGGAAGGACAACCAAGCAGAGGCAGAGGCUGAAUACGUGGAGAAGUUUGCUAACCCCUUCCCAGCUGCUGUGAGAGGUUUCGUGGAUGACAUAAUCGAGCCGUCAACAACACGCAAGAGGAUCUGCAGGGAUCUGGAAGUGCUGGCCAGCAAGAAGCAAGUGAAUCCUUGGAAGAAACAUGCCAACAUUCCUCUGUGAAACACGCCCAGUGUCUCCACACUAAUCUGAAGACGGUUAUCGCGUCUCCGUUUAAAUGAGACCACGCAACGACAGGUUUGGUAGCCUGUCGUAUGUCACUGGUCGUCUUUGCGUGCACCACUCCACCAGAAGCAGCACUUGGAUACUUCAUCUGAUUAUGUUCAUGAUCAGCACAUUAAAACAAUGAAAAAAACUUCAUUUUAAAUUAUUGUCAAGUCAUAUUGAUCAAUGAUGGGAGCAAGGUUGAAUCUGAAAGAGCAGAUUACAUGUUGCUGUUAUUAAGAUACAGGCAACUCCUACUCUGAGUAGUUUUAGUUGUAGCAGUAACUUACCAUAUGUAAAGGGCAGCGUUUUCAUGUCCUGUUGUACUGUAUUAGUUUGUCCUAGGUUGGUAUGUUCAGUUUGCUCUUUCAGACACACUCCCUAUUGUUCUGUUAGGUCAAGAAAAAGUCCUUAUAACAUGAAAAUGUGCCUUUUCUCUCUGGCAGACUUCUCUGCCAUCUGUAAAAUAAAUGGAUUCCAGUAUGAAGUUUAAAAUGUA